Molecule: messenger RNA, 449 nt
Organism: Nylanderia fulva
Lineage: Eukaryota; Metazoa; Arthropoda; Insecta; Hymenoptera; Formicidae
Source: RefSeq, a predicted model, not a curated record
AAGUAUAAUGAGCUUUGAUAUGUGGUGCACAUUCAGGUUUAAUUUGUAUCUGAAGCUAUUUAUUAUGCGGUUUGUCGUGAUGGGGUUUGGCGUGGGUAUAGAAUGGUCUGUGCUACCAGCGUUAUUCUUGCCUGAAGAAAUUCAGCCUGUACCAUUCAUUUACGUCUCGUUUACUGUUAACUUCGUAGACAUUGUGCAGAAUCUCUGCACCUUUAUUACGUUCAUAUGUAAAAAGAAGAUCAAGAUUAUGUUACUGAAGCGAUUUGGAUGCGGUUUACACGUUCGACAGACGACUGUAACAUCGAGCACCACCACGUCUGAAGUGGCUAUGCAAGACAAGAAUUCUUACGCACAGGAUAACUGUCACGUUAAAAGUUCACCCAGUGGGUCUGAACUCUAAAUUUCUAUGCAAAAUAUAAACUAAUAUUCUUUUCACUGAUUAUUCUUUG